Messenger RNA from Vombatus ursinus (common wombat), 5719 nucleotides. It is a transcript of the gene TP53INP1, whose product is annotated as tumor protein p53 inducible nuclear protein 1. Gene Ontology annotation, cellular component: autophagosome; nucleus. NCBI's taxonomy places the organism in Eukaryota, Metazoa, Chordata, Mammalia, Diprotodontia, Vombatidae. The record is from RefSeq and is a predicted model, not a curated record. Gene Ontology annotation, biological process: positive regulation of DNA-templated transcription; autophagosome assembly. The transcript is spliced from 3 exons. The coding region runs from base 644 to 1345 and encodes 233 amino acids.
CCUCUGACUCCAAGGCCUGCACUCUAUCCACUGCACCACCUAGCAGCUCAAUCCAAAGUUAACUUCCUAAAUUUGAGUGUUAUUAAACAGAUUGGCCAGUCUUGGCUGAUGUUGAAUCCUCAUUUUGCAUAAAUAAAAUGAAUAUUUUGUAUUGAGCUUUGGUCUUCUCCUUUUGAGUUUAAUACCUGUAGUAGCCCCUCAGUGACUAUGAAGCCUCUCUACCUUUACUGUGCCAUGAACGGGGCUAUGCUUAGAAGUAUGUAUUGGGUCAGAGUCAAAACUGGCUGUGGCUUUCUUCAGUAGCAUUACAAAUAUUUGUUGGUUGAUCAUGUAAAACAUUGGCCAUUAGAGCAAAUACAGUGUAGGAAAGAAGUGUUUUUUCCCCUUCAUGGAAGAGCAUUUGGCCUAGUGCCUUUCUAGAAAUAACAGGAAGACAUAAGACUAGAGGGCUAUAAAUAUGUCCAUGUAGCAAUAAUUAUUCUUUUUCUAUUUCAGCUGAGGAUAAUGAUUCUCCACACUCCAUACUUUAUUUAAGUAAGAAUUUAUGCACUUUAAUUUCCUGUCUGUGCCAUUGGGCUAAUCGAAGACAGCAUUUUGAAAUCGCAGCUACAGAACCAGCCAAAGUCACAUUCUUGCCUUAACAAUGUUCCAGAGGUUGAAUAGUAUGUUUGUGGGUGAAAUCAAGAACUCUUCUAGCAAAGAACCAGAAUUUAGUGAAAAAGAAGAUGAUGAAUGGAUUCUUGUUGACUUUAUAGACACUAAUUUUUCAACAGAAGUAGAAGAGGAAGAUGCCAGUGAAGAAUCACCUACUGAGCACCCUCCAGUUUUUUCCUGUUUACCAGCUUCCUUGGAAUGUUUAGCUGAUACUAGUGAAUCUUGCUUUGUCCAAUUUGAGGCCUGUCCUAUGGAGGAGAGUUGGUUUAUUACCCCUCCCCCAUGCUUUACUGCAGGUGGAUUAACCACUAUCAAGGUGGAAACCAGUCCUUUAGAAAACCUUCUAAUUGAACAUCCCAGCAUGUCUGUUUAUAAUUCCUCCAGAAAUCUUAAUGAGGGCAACUGUGAGACUGAUGAAUUUCAUAAUCCGAGCAGUUCUAGAAUAGAAGUACGGAAUGAAGUGGGGCAACAUGUUCAUUGCUAUGUUGCAGCUUUUGCUGCUCAUUCAACUUUCCUGGAACAAACCAAGAGCUUUCGUCCCACUCAGUGGAUAAAGGAACAUGGUGAAAGACAUUCUCUGAACAGAAAUAGCCUCCGUCGCCAAAAUCUUACCAGGGAUUGCCAUUCUCGGCAAAUCAAGCACAAUGGGUGGGUUGUUCACCAGCCUUGCCAGCGUCAGUACAAUUACUAAGGAUUCCAAGUCUUAAUCAUAUCAAUUUGUUGGUAUAUUGCUCUUGGUUUUAUAUGUGAGAGUGUGGGUGAGUGUGAUGUGCGCACAUGCGCUCAAAUAACAAAGGUGUAGUAUUUGCAGCUUGACUGAUGAUCAAUCAUUUAAAUAGAAUUGUUUCUCUAGAUAAUUUUUUUUUAAAAAUUUACAUUCUGUGUGUCACACAAUGCCUUGCUCUUCAGAGUUAACUUUUUGCCUGAACUUUUUCAGAAUGUUUUAGAAACAUCAGUAUGAUUGCAGUGUUUAGUAUUUUGGGAAUGUCUUUGACUCAACUAAGUUAUGUGAGUUAGUUGGCAUUUUAAGGAAAUUUCUUACUGAGUGAUGGAAUAGUCAGGUUUCAGCUGAAUUUUUUUCCUUUUUUUUUUUUUUUUUUUUGUAUUAAUCAAAAGUUUGGAAUUUCUCAGGGUCAGCCAUACACUUUAAUGACCAGUACUUGAUAAUCUUUUCUGUAUAUAAUGAAUACUUUUUUUUACACACUAACAAGCAUUAAAAGGCAGUGGUUGCCAUGGACAUAAUGGAAUCAUGACUGAACUUUCUAUUGAAAGAGAACUUGAUAUUUUACUACUUCCUCAUCAGUCAUACAGUUAAUUUUGAUAUCAGGUACAUUUAGUUCAUAGAUAGGAGUUAGCUGUCUUUCUGAUAAUUACAAUGAUGUGGUACAAAUAUUACAGGUUAUUGUGGGACAGAAAUACCUGUUUCAUUUAGUAAAAUUAAAAGCAGACCUGUGGUUUAUACUUAGAAGUGUUCAUUUAUGAAAAAUGCUCAUUUGUUCCAUUGUUUUGAUUACUUAGGGCUUUUUCUUUUUCCCCAUUGGUUAGUUGCAGAAUUAGAAAAUAGCCAUUAUUAUUAUGUAGAAAUUAAUACAGCCUCUUCACUUUACACAAUGAGAAGCACAAGUCUUUAUUUCCAGGCUAGGAACAGAAUUAUUAGUUCUGCUUUUCCACCCUUGAGUCUGUGCUGAUAAGUGAUGUGUACGGAUUGACUCCUGACAAGCACUGCUUCCAGACCAACAUUGUCUUGAAUGAAGAUUAGUAGCAGCUGGAGUUUUCUCUCUCCUGUUUUCCUUGGUUCAAUAGUUGAAUAAAAAUACCUACCUCACAGGGGUGUUGUGAGGAUUAUAAAUAAGAAAUAAGGUUGAAGUGGAGUUAGGAGAUUUCUAGAACUGGACCUUCCAUGUAAUUCCAAGGGGCUCUCUAUACUGAAUCAGUUGUUAUUUGGCUAUAUCUCUGCCAGGGCUGGGUAGGUAGUUCAAGGGAGCAUGGUGCUAAUGAAGCCAAGCUCUGGUUUAAUUUCUCUUCAGGAUAAUUAAUUAACUUCACAAAACAAACAAAAAAAAAACCAAAAACCCAUGACGGACUACCAUUAAUCUGUAGCUGGCUUUACUUUUUUAGUAUUUAGUGAUGGCUUUUCUGAGCUAUACACACUACAAAUUCUCAGUUUCUUGUAUGACUAGGGACACAAUUAGAACUCAAAAAGUCCAUUUCUACUAGCAGUAGAAGAACAUCAUGUUAAUAAUUUGUCCGUCCUUUUUCCACCUAUAGUCCAGCCCUGACUAAAUAAUAAAUGCAUGUUUUAAGAUGCUUUCAAAAGCAUUAUAAUCAUAGAGUAUUAUUUUAAAUGGCUCUGUGUGGACUUCAGAUACUAGGAACUGUGGGAGCCUUUCCUCCCCUUUAAGUGUGAAAAGCUGUGUUGAAUAGCAUGGGGUGGUUGUAAUUCACGAAGUCAGAUGGUUAGUGUGUUUAGAUGCUUAAAAUAGUUCUUCCAGUAGCACUAAGAAAGUGUCAUUUUUCAAAACGGGGGGGGGGGGGGUUAAGUCUACUUUUCAUGGCUUUCCCCAUUAUUUAUUUAUUUUUCCUGAUUAGGGGCCAAGUCCACAAAGCUCUGUCAAACUGGGCUAGUAUUUUGUUAAACUGCUAGUGUUUACAUGGGAGGAGAAUGAUUUAGAAACUGUUUGCUAAUAGGGCAAUACAGUUGGAUAACUUGAAAAUAAUAUGACUAAAUGGUUUCUUGUAAAGCUUCUCAGUAUUGAGAAGGAAGAUUCUUAUACAUAGGUUACAUGAAGUGCUGGUACCUCAAGCUAUAGAUCUGACAUUCAGUUGUGAAAAUUUGCUAUGGCCACAUGAACAGAUUUAUGUAUAAAGUUACCGUAUUCUCCCCUUUCUAGAGGGCUUUUAAUUCAUUCACCUCUAUAUUAGCUACUGACCCUUUGUUUGCCUGUCAGUUUAGUUUUGUAAGCUUAAAAUUCUUUCUUAAAAACUGUUGGAAUUUUAUAGAGUGAGAAUUAUCAGGAUGUAAUCUGUAUGUACUAUAAGCAUGCUAUGGUAUUUAUGUUGGCAUCAAAAUUUAUCACCUAAACCUUGGUUUAAGUUCGUGGUUAUUCAAGGUGCUGCAAGGCCAGUAGCCUAGUUAGAAAUAUGAAUCUGAUAUAUUUUUUGAAAUAUGGCCAAAGAGAUUAGAUUUUAAAGUUUGUUGAUAAAUGCUAGUGAUUUGAAAUUGCUUAUUCUGAAAUCAUACAAGGAGAAAUGCCCCUUUUAAAAUUUCAUAAGACUUUUUCACUGUCUGCAGUUGAGUUUUUUGUUAAUAAUGCCUAGAUACAUGAAGACAUUACAUUCUGUCCGUCAUAUGGCAGUAUUGUGAUAUAAAUUGAAAACUAACUGGUCCAUGAUUUAUCUUCCAUAUAAAUGCAUUUAUAAUUUCAUUUGGUUUGGUUUGUUUGGUGUUGUUUUUGCAGUUCUAAAAGUGGUUCAAUUAUAAAAUUUCCUACUGUGGGGAAUUUUUGUUACUGUCCUUCAUUUGAUUUGUGCUGUAUGCUUUGGUUUACAUACUCUUCUGUUGUGAUUUGAUUCUGUCCCCUAACCUAACCUCUUUUAGUGGGAGAACAGUAAAUUUACCAUCUGAUAAAACCUUUUAUCAUUUGCUUAUUUUAUGCUUUCAAAGUGGAAUCACUUUUUAAAAUCCUUUUUAUUUUCUUUAAAGGAAAAAGAGCAAGGAAGAGUAUAGUCUAAAUUUACCCUGAUUCUCUUUGAGUUGGAAAAGACAAAAAUAAAGGAAGAUUAAAUCUUGUUCAUCUCAAAUUAGACUAUAUAAAUUGUCAUUUUAAAUAGUGAGAUUGAAUAAUGAAGUGAAAAGAACUUCCUAGUCUAGGGCUUUUAUUUUUGCUAUAGAGACAAUUUGAGACUGCUCCUUGUACCAGGAGAUACUAAUCUGUUGGAUGUUUUUUGUUUUGGUAAUGUUUUUUUAAAGUUUUUUUAAGGCCUGUUCUUACUAAUUCUUGUAGAACUGAGUCACCAGAAUUGAACGUCUUUUGUCAGCAGUCAAGUUAGGUAAGGUGAUUCAUCCCUUUCUACAUGUAUGUUUAAAGUGUUAUUUAAAUUUUUAUAUUCACAUAAAAAAAAUAUUCACAUUUUUUUUGUGGCGAUGAACCUUGUCAUAUACCACAAUUUUCUUAAAACUGUUCAAGUUUAAGUAGAUUGAAAACUAGGAAAAUUAUGCAGCUAGAAGGACAUCUGUUUUAAUGUCUUUAUUUUGGGAGAAGUUACUUUCAGAAAAGGCAGCUUCCGUUCGAGAUGAUAUAUAUGGUUGCAUAUCAUUGGGGAUUCUUUUAAUGUAUAUGUUGUGGUUUUUUUGUUUUGUUUGGGAUUUAAAUCUAAAUGUUACACUCCAUAUAAUAAUGCUCUGUAUUUUUGUCUGGAAUUUUAAGGGGUUUUUAUUUUCUAACUGGAUGGCUGUUUACAAACCAAGCCACUAGAGGGGAGGGGAGGUUGGGUCUGGUGUGUGUGAAGGGUUUCUGCUGAAACCUUUGGUUUGUUUUCCCCAGAGGUUCUGGACUUUAACUGUUAUCUUUUUUUAUGUGUUUUAUUUAAAGUAAAAGAAGUGGCUUUGAUUUUGUUUUAGAAAUGUUAACACAUUGAUUUUUUUUCCCCCAAGACAAUACAUUUUGUAACUAGAUUAAAUAGUACUGUCAGUUGGACUAUAUGUGCCUUGUAAAUGUGUUUCUAUACACAGAAAAUUUGAACAACUUGAAAGACUCAAGGACAUUUGGUUAGGAGAAAUACUGUACAUCAAUCUAUGCAUAAAUGGCAGCUUAUUUCUUGAGCCACUCACUGUCUAGUUUCUGUUUUUGUAGAAAAUUUGAUACUGAUUGGUUCACAGAGGAAUGAUUGGUUUUACAAAACAGACUGAAUAAUACAGUACAGCACUUUGCCAAAAAAAAAAAAAGUGUAGCAUUGCUUAAACAUGUGUACUAACACCAGUUUUUGUAUGGGGGGGGGGUCUUUGGUGCAUUUUGCACUUCUUGGUCUUUACCUGUCAGUAAAUAAAAUGUCUUUUGCUUCAAAA